Messenger RNA from Magallana angulata, 2658 nucleotides. Its product is annotated as transmembrane protein 26-like. Lineage: Eukaryota; Metazoa; Mollusca; Bivalvia; Ostreida; Ostreidae. The record is from RefSeq and is a predicted model, not a curated record. The transcript has 3 exons. Bases 322 to 1437 code for a protein of 371 amino acids.
CAGGCUUUCCAUAUUUUCUGGGGAACGUCAUACGGGGAUUUCUGGCCUACGUCACAUGAUAAAAUAUUUAAGUUAUUAGCCAAGCAGCGACCCCCGAUAUCGCUCUCAGUUGUUGAGGAGACUGACAAUUAAUGAUGGAAGGAAAACAAAAAUUAACUCAUUAACUGCACGAAAACAAAUAUUGACCGUGUUUUUUGCAAACAUAGGAAACAUAUUUAGUCUGUGCAGUGAUGUUUUUUCAGCAUUUGGAGGAUAAAAAAAUCAAAUCUCGAAAUUUUAUCUAAAGUGAAUUUUGGAGACGUACUGGUAUAACACAAAGAAAUGUUGUUAGUGAAUAUCAUUAAAGCGACUUUGGUUCGUCUUGUGUUGCUCGUGCAUAGUGUUUUAGCCAUAUGGAGAGCUGUAAGCAUAGCAAGCAACAUGUGGCUGCUGUUGCUAGCUGUUGCCGAUGUUGCUUUUAUCACAGAAGCCUUGGUGACCAUCAUCAAACGUAAAGGAAUGGAAUAUAAAUGGUUUUGUCCCUGCUUCUUUUUCUACCUUGGGGGCACCUUGCCGUCAAUUUGGCUUCUAGAGUUGGACAGACGAGAGCGUUACGUCUCUGUCAAGGAGGGCGUAUACAACGUCACAGCCACCGACUCACUGGCAGAGAUUUAUCCGGGGGUUUCAAUACCCAUUUCGUUACCCGCUGACACUUGGGUAUUGUUAAUCGAGCAGUUCUUACUGUAUUUUAUGAUAGUUGGGAGAUGGCUUUUGCCGCGCGGAACCAUUUCACGAAACGAGCUCUCCCAGCUUCUGUUUGUUUUCAUCGGAAUAGCUUCAGACAUCACAGAGUUUUUCACCUUAUUUGACGAGGAUGUUGUUCGUAAAAACCUUGAGUUGACCUAUGCCAUCUUGAUUAUCUGGACUGUCAGCUUGUUGCAGUUUUGUUUUGUGUUAACUGCGACGAGAAAUUCAAACAAGCCCCGAGUCGCUCUCAUUAAUUCUGACAUAGAAUCGCCAGAAAGCAUCCAAACACAAAGAAGAAAAGGUGGUUGCGAAAAAUGUGUUUCUAGUGAAGUAUGGAGCACAAUGGUGACGAUGUGUAUGCAAGAUGGCCCGUUCCUGGCCAUUCGAUUGUACGUCAUCAUCACUUAUCAUCUUGUCAACUAUGCAAUUAUAUUCUUUACUGCAAAAAACGCUUUGGUGAUGUUACUUUUGCUUUACCGUUUGGUUGUCAUCUGUAGUCAGAAAAAUCCGGAAAACGUCCCAUCCAGUUUUGACUUGAGUUUUAGUGUGACGGAUCCGACUCCUCUUUCUGACUAUAAUAUGACGUCAUCACAUGUUUCAUCGGAUGCUUUGCAGUCUGAUCAUGACAUGAAGGAAGAUACUUUAAACUAUAACAGCGGAAACCGGGUUAACGAAUAUCGAAAUAAUAAUAGACAAAAAUACGAGGCUUGAAAACCUAAAGUUUUGAAAUUAUAUUAGGGGCAAUAGCUUACCUUAGCUGAAGGUUCAAAAUUGGUCCGACGUUUGUUGUUGUCAUCAUCGUCGAUCCUCAUCAUCUUUUUAUCAUCUUUUUAUAUUUUUAAUUCUAUCCUGAUCGACUGAGCAAAUUUCAACCAUAUAUUGUACAUGUUAAAAGCAUUAUAAUAUAAAGUGCUUUCAACUUUGGUAAAAUGAAGGAUUUGGCUCUCGUGAUAACGAAUAUUUAUAGGAAAAUUGCUUUAUCUAAGAAGAGUUUAAGUUUCUUAUACAAUGACCCAGGUAAUAUACGGCAUUCAUAGUGAUAAUAUGCAAAUAUGAUAUUGGAAUAAAUAAGGGUGAUUUUCUUCAAACUUUCUAUUGUUACAUUUUGUUAAUUACUAAUAUUUUGCGAUUUUCUUAAUAUCGGGUGAAUGAGAUUUGGAAAUAUCUUUUAAAAUUAUCCUUUAGCUAUUAUUCAUAUAAUACAUGGAAAAUUACAUGGCAAACGUCUUAAUACGUAGUAUUGUGUAGAUUUCAACUUUGUUCAAGCCUUUACUUUUGCACUAAUUCUAGUACUAGUAUUGGGGACCCAAAUUGUAGGGAUACAAAGUUCUUCACUGGAACACAAACACUGUAGGGAAACAUCUUCUAAAGAACCAAAAUACAAGAAACCCUUAUAUUAUAUUGCAUCAAUUUUAAAUUCCUGUAGUUAAAAUUUGUUCAAAGUGGGGAUUCUCGGAGAGGCCUCAUAUGGAUUACAAUGCUGCAAAUUAGAUGCGUGUGAUUUGGGUCGACAAUGCAGGAAAAUUGUUAGUUCUAGUAGCAUUGGGAUCGUAGUUUUAAACUCAUGAACAUACGAAUUUUAGCAUACAUGUUGAAAACAUGUUGUGACAUGACAUGGCCACAAUGGUAGUUAUAUCAGGUGAUAUAUAGGAAAAGAUGCCAAAACCCUUGAAAAUGUACUCGGGUCAGUGUUGUCGCCUAUAGGCCUUUUGUUUGGUAUAGUUUCAUAUAGUGUUUAGAUGAUAAGUUAAGUGUGGAAUAUUCAUAUCUGUAUUUCUAUGCAAAUCACCGUCUGAACACAAUUAUUUAUGGAAUUUAGUGUACUUAUGCAUAUCUUUUCAUGUUAUAUGUGUCGAAAAAAAUUCAGUUGAUUUGCAUUUUAUUUGUCAUUAAAUGUAAAUUUUCAUGAAAUUUCCUAGACAUAACAAUGAA